CGUACCCGCUGUGAUGUAAAGUGUUGAAUAAAAGCAGAACAGUCAGUUAAAGGUGUUCAUCUGAGCAGAGCAGGACCAUGUCUGUGAGCUGGGGCCCUCUGAGCAGGACUGUGUGUGCUGUCCACAACUGUGGAGCCAUGGUGAUGGUGCGCUACGCCCAGACGGCAGCGGCUCCGGCUCCAGCACCCAGGAUAAAGAAGUUCCAGAUUUACCGAUGGGACCCCGACACUCCAGGAGACAAACCACGAAUGCAGACAUAUGAAGUGGACCUGAACGUCUGUGGUCCCAUGGUGUUGGACGCCCUCAUCAAGAUCAAAAAUGAGAUGGAUCCCACACUGACGUUUAGACGCUCCUGCAGAGAGGGUAUCUGCGGCUCCUGUGCCAUGAACAUCAACGGAGGAAACACGCUGGCAUGUCUGAACAAAAUUGACACAAACACAAGCAAACCGACUAAAAUCUACCCCCUCCCACACAUGUAUGUGGUCAAAGACCUGGUUCCUGACAUGAGUAACUUCUAUGCCCAGUACAAAUCCAUCGAGCCCUACCUGAAAAAGAAGGACGAGUCUCUGGAAGGGAAGGACCAGUACUACCAGUCUGUGGAAGACCGACAGAAACUGGACGGACUGUACGAGUGCAUCCUGUGUGCCUGCUGCAGCACCAGCUGUCCAAGCUACUGGUGGAACGGAGACAAGUACCUGGGACCGGCUGUCCUGAUGCAGGCGUACCGCUGGAUGAUCGACUCUCGUGACGAGUUCACAGAAGAGCGUCUGUCCAAACUGCAGGACCCCUUCUCCCUGUACCGCUGCCACACCAUCAUGAACUGCACUAAAACAUGCCCAAAGGGACUGAACCCAGGAAAGGCCAUCGCAGAAAUUAAGAAGAUGAUGGCCACGUACAAAGAGAAGAAAACUGCAGCUGCAUGAUCAUGUGACGACCGACGGCAGAGAGAGACGAGUCCAACGCAGAAGAGUGGACUGAAACCAACAGCAGAGAGAGACCGGUGGACUGAAACCUCCAGUGAAGAGCUGGAAGGAGAGGGAACAAACGUGUGCAUGGACUCAUGAUGAAGCAGUUCAACACUGUCAACCCAACAUUCUGGGUUCUAUUGGAACCUGUUUGGAAUAAAACCUGCCUGUGUCGGUGCACCGGCCCAGGCCUGUUCUCAUGUAUUUACUCUGUAAAUAUUUAAAUGUGUGCUCAUUCAAACUGUGGAAGUUAAACUAGAAGACAGAACAGACGUUUGUGUGUGAGUGGUGGCAGACGGCGGUAAAAGCAGAGGUGUAAAUAAUAAAAGUAUG
Molecule: messenger RNA, 1298 nt
Organism: Sphaeramia orbicularis (orbiculate cardinalfish)
Lineage: Eukaryota; Metazoa; Chordata; Actinopteri; Kurtiformes; Apogonidae
Product: succinate dehydrogenase [ubiquinone] iron-sulfur subunit, mitochondrial-like
Exons: 8
Coding region: 78-923 (281 amino acids)
Biological process (GO): aerobic respiration; tricarboxylic acid cycle; respiratory electron transport chain
Cellular component (GO): mitochondrial membrane
Molecular function (GO): electron transfer activity; oxidoreductase activity; 2 iron, 2 sulfur cluster binding
Source: RefSeq, a predicted model, not a curated record